AUGGAAGACGAUGACGUCCAUGUACCUCAUUUGCAUAACAGAUUGAAACAUCAAAACCAAGCCAUUUUGACCACCUAUGAUGAUUGGAGGAUUAUUCUAACAAACAGUAUAGCACAAGACGUGCUUGUCAGUCAUUUACAUGACAAGAUGAAUGAAGAGGAACACAUGUUACUUGUAGGCAAAUCCGUAAUGGAUCUGAUUGAGCCAUUUUACCAAAACAGGUUAAAAAGCAUGAUUGUGAAACGAAAGAAUGAGUUGAUUCACUUUGAUAAUACAGGUGGUAUGGUACUUGUUUGUGGCAACGUGAUUCCUAUUAUAAAGUUAGAUGGUACAAAAUCUUCGGCUUCUCUUUGGCUUAAAGAAAAAAUUAACGAAUCGGGAACUUCUGUAUUCAUUUGGAUUUUUGAAGAAGUCUAUGAAAAUCAAGAAAGUGUGACAGACUUGUACGAUUAUAAUGCAAAAGAAUUGUUAGGGCAACCAUUGACAAUCCUUGUACCCUCUAUUGGGCUUUCUGAUUGGCAAGAAGAAAUCAGUCGACUGAGAUUUUAUGGUAGUGUAACCAAAAAACAGGCACAAUUUCCUAUAAUUGUUCGCCGACAAGAAAACACAGUCCGCAUCACGUCUAUGCCAGUGAUCGCUGGUCUGAUGACCAUCAACGGAAACGGCACCAUUGAAGGGUGCAACGAUAUAUUUGUAAAAUAUUUACUCGGCUUUUCUCAACAGGACCUUUUGCACAAAAAUAUUUCUCAAAUUUUACCGCAGUUUCCGAAUUUACUUGCAAAUUUAAAACGAGACGAUUUAUUGCAACCUGGUUUAAUCAUCAACAAUAUUAUCUGUAGAAAGCUACUCAUUCAAGAAGACUCCGUCAUGAUGGUCAAUCAUAACAAGCGUUUAUUAACACACACACCCAAUAACCAACCUUUACCUGUUCUGCUUGCUAUACAUAGAGAUGGUACUCCCCUAGAAGUUCAAUUACAACUGAAAUUGGUCGAUACAGAUGAUGAUGGAGAAGAGUUUGCGCUUUGGAUUUCGUUUGAUAGAGAGACUGUAUUUAAACGUUAUGGACAUCAUCAUCUUAUUUCUACUCCUUUAAUGCAUCCACCACUUUCUUCUUCGCCUGAGCAAUACAGAUCGCCAAAGGUCACAAGCACAACUCGUGAUCUUUCUCUCAAUAAGAAGAAAUUCAGCCCUGUUAGUGAACAAAAAGAAGAAAUAAAUUAUUCUGCACAAACAAAAUCUACUACCAUUGACGAUUACAUUAUUCUCGACAGUCUCGGCCAAGGAGCUUACGGAUUAGUGAAAUUAGCAAUCAGAAAAGAUGAUCCAAGUCAGACAAAAGUUGUGAUCAAGUAUGUUAUCAAAUCGCGUAUACUGGUAGACUGUUGGACAAGAGACCGGAAACUCGGAACGGUGCCCGUUGAAAUUCAUAUAUUAAAUACACUCAGAAAGACACCGCACGAAAAUUUAGGUGAUAUGCUGGAUUAUUUUGAAGAUGUAGAUAAUUAUUAUAUCGUCAUGGGAUUACAUGGAGCAGGCAUGGACUUAUUUGACUAUAUCGAGCUAAAUAAUCAUAUCGAGGAAACCGAGAUAUGUCGCAUGUUUAAACAAAUCGCAUUAGGAGUGAAGCAUCUACACGAUAACAAGAUUGUACAUCGAGAUAUCAAGGAUGAAAACGUGGUACUAGACCACCAAAAUGGCGGGCUCAGAUUAAUCGAUUUCGGUAGUGCUGCUUAUUUAAAGCCAGGCAGAAAAUAUGAAACUUUUGUGGGUACUUUGGAUUAUGCUGCUCCAGAAAUUCUACGCGGGCAUACUUAUUCUGGGAAACCCCAGGAUGUAUGGGCUUUAGGCAUAUUGCUAUUUACUCUUGUCUAUCGGGAAAAUCCCUUUUAUGAUAUUGAUGAGAUUAUGGGAGGAGAACUACGAAUCCCCUAUGUUUUAUCAGAAGGCUCAGUUGAUCUUAUCAGUAAAAUGUUGGAACGUGAUGUCGAUAAACGAAUCGACAUUCACGAAGUGCUGGCACAUCCGUGGUUAAAUUAA
This is a messenger RNA of Mucor mucedo, 2037 nucleotides long. Its product is annotated as kinase-like domain-containing protein. The transcript is spliced from 6 exons. The record is from RefSeq and is a predicted model, not a curated record. Gene Ontology annotation, molecular function: ATP binding; protein serine/threonine kinase activity. Bases 1 to 2037 code for a protein of 678 amino acids. Lineage: Eukaryota; Fungi; Mucoromycota; Mucoromycetes; Mucorales; Mucoraceae. Gene Ontology annotation, biological process: protein phosphorylation; negative regulation of glycogen biosynthetic process; intracellular signal transduction. Gene Ontology annotation, cellular component: cytoplasm; cytosol; nucleus.